This is a messenger RNA of Biomphalaria glabrata, 3843 nucleotides long. RefSeq lists its product as uncharacterized. Gene Ontology annotation, molecular function: nucleic acid binding. The coding region runs from base 1 to 3843 and encodes 1280 amino acids. Lineage: Eukaryota; Metazoa; Mollusca; Gastropoda; Planorbidae. Gene Ontology annotation, biological process: DNA integration. The record is from RefSeq and is a predicted model, not a curated record. The transcript has a single exon.
AUGGCGGCCAAUUGGAAAAGAUUCAGAAGAGACUGGGAUAACUAUGAAAAGGCCACGAAACUCACAACAGAGACAGAAGAUAUACGUGUAGCAACUCUAAUGACCAUAAUUGGAAGUGAGGCAGCAGACGUGUUUGAUUCAUUUGGAAAAGGGCAGGAGACAAAAAUAAAUGAAAUUUUAAAGAGUUUUGAAGAGUUCUAUGUUGGGAGAACUAACGAAACAUAUGAGAGAUAUGUCUUCAAUACGAGAAGACAAGAAGAGGACGAGAACAUUGACUCGUACAUAACUGCCCUGAAGAAACUGGCAAGCAGCUGCAACUUUGAUAAACUAGAAGAGAGUCUGAUUAGAGACCGAAUUAUCUUAGGGGUCAGAAGUGAACACUUAAAGAUGAAACUGUUGCAAGAUGAUAAACUAACCCUACAGAAAUGCAUAGAUGUGUGUAGGAUAUAUGAAAGAUCACAAAGGCAAAUGAAAGAUAUCAGAGAAGGAAGAAACGAACCUUUGGACAAACCAACAAUUGAAAGAAUUUCAACAUCUAAGUCAGGUCCAAAAUACAGAAAGGAAUAUCAACAGAGUGACAAGGGGCCAAGACAAAGUAAAACUUGUAAAUUUUGCAAGGGCGACCAUGAAUACAUAAAGGAAAAAUGUCCGGCCUGGGGAAAAUCAUGUCACAUUUGUGGAGGCAGGAAUCAUUUCGCCUCAGUCUGCAAAAAGAAAAUAUACAGCAUUACGCAAUCAAAGACACGGAGCAACAUAGACUCAGACACAGAAGAAGAUGAAGUUACACUCCAAACUGAAUGGGUGAUGGCAAUGAAUGGCCCCAAAAAGCAUAGGAUGACUGCCGUCAUGAUGAUCAACAACCAAAGAGUCAGAUUCCAAGUGGACAGUGCCGCCGACGUCAAUACCAUAAACGAAAAAUAUGUGUGCCCAGACCAGAUAGUACCGACGUCCCAGAGAUUAACAAUGUGGAAUAAGACGGUAAUGGAGCCAAAAGGAAAAGCUACCUUGGUAACCACCAAUCUAAAGACCAAUGAGAAAUUCAAUGUUGAGUAUGUGGUAGUACCAAAUGAUCUAACAUGCCUGCUAGGAUUAUCAACACUGAGGAAGAUGGAACUCAUUCACAUUAAUGAAGACCGAUUUAUUGCCAAAGUGGAAGCCACAGGGAACAAACAUCAAAACAUUGACACACUCGGUGACUUGGGCGUGGCUACAUUGAAAAUAGACAAAACAGUGAAGCCCAAAGUCCUACCAUGUAGAAGAAUUCCUAUAGCAUUAAAAGAGAAAGUCAGAGCCCAACUAAACUCAUUAGUUCAACGAGGAAUUCUGGAAAGAAUAACUGAGCCCACAGAGUGGGUUAGUCAAAUGGCAUUGGUAGAGAAAUCAGAUGGCAGUAUCAGAAUCUGCAUUGAUCCUCAACCCUUGAACAAGGCACUACUGAGGGAGCACUACAACCUAACAACACUAGAAGACAUUUUGGCUGAAAUGGGUAACGCCAAGAUAUUUAGCAAAGUCGAUAUUCAAGAAGCUUUUUGGCAUAUCAAACUAGACCCGGACUCAUCAGGUCUCACUGCAAUGGCGACCCCAUUCGGUAGAUACAAAUGGAAUAGACUUCCUUUUGGUCUCAAAGUAAGCUCGGAAGUCUUUCAAAGACAUUUGAAUGAUGCGUUGGAGGGACUAACAGGAUGUUUUAACGUGGUGGAUGAUAUAAUGGUAAUUGGAAAGGGGGACACAGUAGAAGAGGCUCGCAAAAAUCAUGAGGAAAACCUAUCAAAAUUACUCAAUAGGCUAAAGGAAAAGAACAUCAGACUAAAUGAAAAGAAAUCAGCAUUCCGAAAGUCAGAAAUUGUGUUUCUGGGACACAUUAUUUCCCAGUCAGGAAUAAAACCAGACCCAAACAAGGUGAGAGCCAUAACAAAUCUAAAAACCCCUGAAGACAUUACAUCGGUUCGUAGAUUUUGUGGAAUGAUACAAUAUCUAUCAAGAUUCAUCCCAGGUCUUUCAGCAGACCUACAACCAAUAACAGAACUGACUAAGAAACACAAGCUAUUUGUGUGGUCGAAUGACUGCGAGAAAGCAUUUAAUAGUGUCAAACAGAAGAUAUCCAAUCAUGGAACCCUAAGUUAUUUCGACCCGGAGAAGAAAGUAACUAUUCAGGCGGACAGCAGUCAAAAUGGCCUAGGAGCUGUACUACUACAAGAUGACAAACCCAUAGCAUACACAUCAAGAUCACUCACAGAGCCUCAGAAAAAGUGGGCUCAAAUCGAAAAGGAACUCUUGGCUGUAGUAGUAGCUCUAGAAAAAUUUGACCAGUACACGUACGGCAGAACAAUAAUAAUACAGAAUGAUCAUAAACCUUUGGAAAAUAUACUCAAUAAACCCCUCAGUUGUGCACCUAAAAGGCUUCAAAGCUUAAUGAUGCGCUUGUACCGAUACGAUGUUCAGUACCAGUAUACCAAAGGAAACAGACUACAGAUUGCUGACACGCUAAGCAGAGACCCUUUGCCAGAACAGGAAGAUUUUCCUGACACUUCUAUCAACACUGUAGGACUGGCCCUCCCAGAUAUAAUGUUAGAUAAAGUUAAAGAUGCAGUCAAAAUAGACAAUGAGAUGCAGAUGUUGAAACAGUACAUACUGAACGGUUGGCCAGACAAACAUCAUAUUGUACCAGAACUCAAACAAUAUUGGUCACUUGCAGAUGUACUGACCUAUGAGGAUGGCCUUCUAAUGAAAGGGGAGAGAAUAAUUAUCCCAAGAGCAUUAAGAAAAGAAGUUGAAACCAAACUACAUGCAGCACAUUUAGGGUAUGAUGCCAUGAUGAGAAGAGCAAGGGACGCAGUUUUCUGGCCGGGAAUAGCGGCAAGAAUAAAAGAAAUAGCCAAUGCAUGCCAACCUUGUCAGCAAAGUAAACCUGCAAACCAGAAAGAAAGCUUAAUACAGCAUAAUGAGGGUUCAAAUCCCUGGGACAAAGUUGGAAUAGAUUUGUUCCAAAUAUUUGACCAACAAUACCUUGCCAUAGUUGACUACUAUUCAAAUUUUAUUGAAGUAGAACAUUUGCACACAACAACAAGUCAAGUUGUUAUAAGAAAACUAAAAAAUUUGUUUGCCAGAUAUGGAGUCCCCAAAGUGUGCAUCAGUGAUUUUGGACCUCAGUUUUCAUCUGCUGAAUUCACCGCAUUUAUGGCAGCAUGGGGUGUCCACCAUUUAAAAUCUUCACCAGGACACCAUCAGUCAAACGGCAAGGCAGAGGCAGCAGUGAAAAUAUUAAAGAAUCUGAUGAAAAAAUCCAAAGAAAGUAAAUCAGAUGCCUAUGAAGCCCUAUUAGAGUUUAGAAAUACACCCAGGCAAGAUACCAACUUAAGUCCGGCUCAGAUGCUCUUUGGAAGGGUAACAAGAACGCUAUUGCCAAGAAGAGAGCAUCCUGCAAGAAUGUCACAACAAGAAGCCGCGGCCAAACGGGAGAAGCGACAGCAAAGUGUUAGAAAACACUACAACCAAACAGCUCGUGACAUGAAGCUUAUAAACGUCGGACAGAAAGUCUUCUAUCAAUCGCCAAACGAUACUACCUGGAGACAAGGCAGAGUAUGUCGGAAAGUGAACGAACGUGCCUAUAUUGUAGAAGGUGAAAAUGGUUUUAAGUACCAAAGAAACAGAAGGCACCUAAGACCUGACACCACUAACAACAUAGACUUUUAUCCAGAUAGAGAAAGUAAUUGUACUGACAUUUUCCCAGACGCAGAGAAUGAGUGUAGUAACAGUCCGCCCAACGCCGAAAACACUCACCGGUACUCUCUGCGACCUAGGGCCACUCUCCAGAAACCAUCAAGAUAUGGAGACUAUGUUUAA